UCGACGACAACGAUUUCGACGUCACACGAAAGAAGAAGGGGCCAAACCGACACAGAUUGUCAGAGAUGCCUGGGCUCGAUCAACCGCCCGCCCAGCUGGAGCUGCUGACGUUUUUGAGCGACAGUAAUGCGCAGGUGCGGCAGGUGGCGUUGUCGAACCUGGUCGGGUUCAGCGCCAAGACGAGCUCGAUGCGAAGCCUGCUCAUCGACAAGCACAAGGGCCCCGACGGGCGGCCCCUUGUCGGGCGAGACGGGCAAGAGGUCGACACGAUUCGGGACCUGAAGAAGCUGUGUCAGGACCAGCCUAUCGCGGCUCACGACGCCUUUUGUGCGCUCAUCAACCUGUCUGACAGCCUGCUCGUUGCGAGGGACAUCGGAGACAAGGACUUUGUCGGCUUCCUCGUCCGCUACAUUGCCGAUCCUGUCUCGCUCCUGGCCGACCUGGCCGCCAUGCUCCUCUCCAACUUGACGAAACUCGAGUCGAUCGCGGCCAUCCUCAUCGAUCUCAAGCUGACAUCACAGCCAUUCUACAACUUCAUGUCGACACAGGACGCAGAGGCCACAAUCGACGCCAUGGACGUCGAGCCGACGGACCCCGAGUACGAGGCGAAAAAGGCCAGAGCAGAGGAGCACGCAAGGAGACUGACGGAAAAGGCAAAGAGAGCGGUGGAAGAGGAAGUGCCAGCGCUGAGCAAGCUCCUCGAUGCGUUUGAGGAGGGUGCCGAGAACGUCGCGGGGCGCACUGCGCAAGCGACAAUCGAGGAGAUGCGAAGUCGGGCGAGGGAUGUUCAGCAGCAGGACGGCAGCUCUGCAAGCGGAAGCGGACAGCAGGACGAGGUGCGCAGGGGUCCAGAUGGCCGGCCGCUAGUAAAGCGAAAGACCAACUGCAACUUUCUUGCGAGCGUCUUUGCAAAUGUGACGACUGUUCCAAAGGGGCGCGACUUCUUUGUCACGCCUUUGUCGGCUGCCUCUGCCGCCGCGUCCGCCUCAGCACAGGCCCAGAUGCAGGUCGCCACCCGGGACCAGUCCUCGGCCCCGCCCGCAAACGAGUACCCCGUCGCGCGGAUCAUGGCCUUCACAGAGCACCCCGAUCUAAUUCGGCGGGGCGGCGUGAUCUCGGCACUCAAGAACAUCCUCUUUCUCAAGUCGGCCCACAAGCUCCUCAUCGCCCCACCGCCUGCGUCUGCCUCCACGGGCAACGAGAAAGACGACCUUCUGGCGGGUGCGCUUCCCGCGACGAGCCGUCCACCUUCCUCGAUUGACGUCCUCCCUUUCCUCCUCUUGCCUCUCAUCGACGGCGCCGAGCUGGCCCAGGUCGACUUUGAGGACCAGGAAUCGCUCCCGGCCGAAUGCCAAAUGCUGCCAGAGACAAAACGGCGAGAAUCAGACCAGGCGCUGCGCAUGAUGCUCGUCGAGUGCUUGCUCCUCCUCUGCACCAAUCUCUACGGGAGGCAGUGCCUACGGGCUCGCGGAGCCUACGUCGUCGUUCGAGAGGCUCACCUCAAGGAGAACGACGAGAAGAUUGCCGAGGCCGUACUGAGGCUCGUCAACAUCCUCAAGAGGGACGAAUCGGAGAGCUCCAUCAACGACGACGAGGCAGAAGAGGACAUUGGUGCAGAGAAGGUGGAAGAGGACCCAGAGUCAGGAGACGAGGACCUUGUCAUUGAAGAGUUGUAACAAUGUAGAGAUGGGUCACAUUUGCAGAAGAUAUUUGAAGUGCAGUAAAAAUACAUUGGAGAAUUGCUGGGAGUGAGACUACUCCUCGAAUUGUACAGCCACCCAUUCUGUCCGCCACGAUCCCACCUUGUCGUCGUCGCCGUGGCAGUCCUCCCGACAGACAAAGACCAUUGCUGUGCUCCAGCUCAAGCCCGUUCUCUUGGGUAUCUUGCCCUCUCCGACCUCGUCGACGGUGCUCGGCUUUGUGCGUACCACACCGUCCUCGGACUGAGUCUGCUGAGGAAG
Acaromyces ingoldii is the source of this 1961-nucleotide messenger RNA. RefSeq lists its product as hypothetical. The transcript has a single exon. The coding region runs from base 66 to 1676 and encodes 536 amino acids. The record is from RefSeq and is a predicted model, not a curated record. NCBI's taxonomy places the organism in Eukaryota, Fungi, Basidiomycota, Exobasidiomycetes, Exobasidiales, Cryptobasidiaceae.